Molecule: messenger RNA, 801 nt
Organism: Paramacrobiotus metropolitanus
Lineage: Eukaryota; Metazoa; Tardigrada; Eutardigrada; Parachela; Macrobiotidae
Exons: 2
Coding region: 189-539 (116 amino acids)
Molecular function (GO): protein-disulfide reductase activity
Source: RefSeq, a predicted model, not a curated record
ACUCGACGACAAGGACAAUGCGUGCGCGGGUGUUGAUGGUUUACAAUCAGCAAGAAAUGAAAGAAAAGACAUCCUAACGCACUUCCACAGCGUACUUCCCGCGUUUUCUGUUCAAAUUUUGUAGUAUUUUGCGCACUCGUUGAAGUCUUCGUUGGGUGAUUGCCGUCCUUUCCACAACAAUUCUUAAGAUGGUGGGCGUGGGCCAGCUGGAUGGGAACAAGGGUUUCCAGAACGCCGUGUCCAAUCCCAAGGUCUACACCGUAAUCAAGUUCUACGCGCCAUGGUGUGGAGCGUGCAAGAUGAUGGCGCCGCACUUCAAUCGCAUCGCCGGGGAGCUGCCGGCGGAGCAGUUCGCCUUCUACCGCAUGGACGUGGAGAGCAACAAGGACGUGGCGCGUCAGCUCAACAUCGAGAUGCUGCCGACCUUUGUCGUCUAUAAGGGCGGUCAGCUGUUGUACAAGCAGACUGGCACCGUCCACGACAAGCUGCGCCGCUCCCUCGUUGACCUCAUGAACAACCGCCGCGUGUCGGUAUCCUAGCACGACGGAGUGCAGCCAUCCCCGGGGCACAGUCACCACUUCUCCAAUACCAAGCACCAUGCCGCGGUGCACUGCACUUUUCCCAAUUGCAACCUUGCAGCCACUUUUAUUUUUUAAAUAUGAUUCUGUUUUUUGUAUUUGAAUUGUCUUCCUUUGUUCCUCUACUGUAGCCUCUGCCUCUGUUGUUUCUAGCCUCUGCGCGAAAUCUGUACUGACUUUACAACGUGUGUGCAGAGUCAAUAGAUAUAAACAUCGUCCUCAA